GAGAAUUGCAGAGGAAAAGAGAAUUGCAGAGGAAAAGAGAAUUGCAGAGGAGAAGAGAAUUGAGGAAGAGCGUAUCGCCGAAGAACAGAGACUUGAAGAGGAAAGGUUAGCCGCUCUUAAGCCAGAUCCACUUUUCGCUACCCGGGAAAGACCCGAACCCAUGUAUCCUACAGACCAUGAAAGAGCACCUGGGAUCACAGGCAUGGCUAAAGAAUUCGAGUCUAUUUAUUUUGACACCGAAGAUAGUCUUGAAUUGACCUCAUAUCAUCUGAAGGAUAUUGAAGAAGAACUCAGAUUCCAGGAAAGAUCCCGUUUUAUUAUAAAGAAUUUGUCAUAUUUAGAAGAUGAUGAAUAUCAAUGGAAGAUGAUUGAUAUGUUUGACACAUCAAUGAUGAUGGAUACUUUGAACAACGAUGCUUUGAAAGCAGACGAGGACUUGCGCUCACUUUUUGAUUCUGUCACUUCAUUAUUAGAAUCUACUGAUAACUUGAAACUAGACGAGAUUAAAUCUUGUUUAAAAGACGAUGAGGUGAACCCUGAUGCUUUGGAUUCCAUCAAGCAGUCACUGCAAGACGAUGUGAAGAAGCAAGCAAAGGAAUUAGAAACCAAGGCAACCAAUAGCAAAGAAGACCUGAAAGCUUUGGAGAAACAAAUUGAGCUGUAUAAACAAGACCUGCAGUCGAUUAAGUCGAACGAAUUUGAUGAAAGCAAAAUUACAGCAUAUGCAUUACGUCGAACCAUUCGUGAUAUCGAAAAAUCCAUCAGUGUUCAAAGUAACAAAAUUAGUUGCUUAGAACAAGAGGAGUUAGCACUUCGUUUAAAAAAUAAUACAGCUGCUCGAAUCAGUUCCCCUUUGGAAUCACAGAGAGGAGCUUUCGGAAAACAAGUGUAUCUAAGUCUGCAAAAGUUUGGAAAACCAUUAGCUGCAUGAAUUAUCCAUUACUAAAUCCAUUCCUGUACAUUUGUAACCACAAUUUUAAUUAAAAAAAACUGCACAUGUUCAUGUGUAAAACCUUCAUUUAAAUUUUUUUAAAACAAAAAUGAACGGUCUUGAUGUUAUCUAGCUAUAAUAAAGCGAUGUCAGCUUGAUAAAAGGUCGUACCCAACUUUUGGAUGACAAUGCAAAUUGGAUGUCGUACAUGCAAAAGAUAAAUAGUCCACACAAAUUGGGGAAUCCAU
Molecule: messenger RNA, 1179 nt
Organism: Mucor mucedo
Lineage: Eukaryota; Fungi; Mucoromycota; Mucoromycetes; Mucorales; Mucoraceae
Exons: 4
Coding region: 161-931 (256 amino acids)
Source: RefSeq, a predicted model, not a curated record